UCCUUCCUACAACUUUAGUUCUGCCUUUUUUUUUACUUUAGCAUUUCACAUCACAUGUGUGUGUUCUGUUCUGUAGCCCAUCCAAGAUGGCCAGGUCACCAUAACCAGAAUGGACAGGGGAAUGUCUAUGCCUAAUAUGUUGGAGCACAAAGUGUAUCCAUAUGAAAUGCUCACUGUCACCAACAGAGGGCGUGCUAAGCUCCCGAAGGACGUGGACAGGACAAGACUGGAGCGUCACUUGUCCUCAGAGGUGUUCUUCAACAUCUUCAGAAUGGAAAUCCAUGAGUUUGACAGACUUCCACUGUGGAAGCGCAAUGACAUGAAGAAGAAAGCCAAGCUCUUCUAGCUGGGAAUCUGCAUGUUUUUAAUUUAUCAGCCACUCCAAUAAUGUAUGAUAGCUAUAGUCUUCAGAUUUUUUUCCUUUUCCUUUAUUUUUCUCCUUUUGUUUCUAGUUUUCCAUUUUUGGUUUGCUUUCUGACAGUCUGAUAAAUAAGUUAUCUCCUUUUUGCUUCAAGAAGACAACCACCCCUUCAUUUGUUCCAGGAGUUUUCAUAGGAGUGGAAGUUAGGUUAGGAAUCAAAUACAGUGCGAUUUAACUCUUCAGGGGAGAGGCCAUCGUCUCUGUACUCUCAUUAAAGCUGCCUUCAGAGCAGACGCUUUCUCCACUGCUACACUUUCCUGCCCAUCUCAUAAAACAGGACUGCAAUUUCUGGGGUUGAAGGGGAGAACCUGAAGGCUAUCGGCAGGGUUCUUCCUCUAAAGAGGCUAAUAAAGCGUUGGAGGCAGAGGAGUUCCAGCGGCCCCCUGCCGCUUGGGCCCUAACAAGGGCCUUGAUGUGUAUUAACAGGGGGAAGUGAGAGCUACUGUGUGGAGCUGAAGAUGACAGACCUCAGUCCCACCUGCGGCUGAAAAAGCCCCGGGUUUUGGCUCUGGAAGACAUUAGAACCUGAAGAGACGUCUCUGCUGUGGCCCACCUACCUGUAGCCCAUCUCCUCUCAAGCCCUGAACCCUUGCAGAAGCUUCUCACAACCAAAAAUGCUCCUCCUGAGCUGGAUGCUCGUCCUCUAGCCUUUUUACUUCAGUCUUCUAGUUUUUAACAUACUAGCUAAUGUUGUAUUUGACAGUCAGGUGAAGUGGUGGGGGUGAUGAAAUAAGAAAUGAACGCCCACUUCUUGCUGACUCUAAACAAAAGAAGCAGGAAUGCCCACCACUAGAGGUCAGGCUUGUGUCAUGGAGAGGGUCCUCCAAGGUUCUCCUCGGACCUCUCCAUUGUACCACUGAAUUUGACAAUCCUCUCCUUUUAACCACUAUUGCAAAACUGCAAUAUAUAAAUAUCUAUAUCUUUUAACAGCAUAUCACUUUGACUAAACUAAAUUUGGAAAAAAAAAAGUAUUUGAUAUUGAACGCGUUUUAUAAAGCCGAAGUAUUUCAAACUGCCACUGUGUUGCUGGAGGAUUGACGGAGCUGUAGCCAUAGCAUUUGUGCCAGGUGUAGGUUUGAUAUCAGGGCCCUAUCUGCCAUUCUGUUUAAAGCUGCCAGACGAUGCCGUUCCCAUAGACACUGGGUGUGCUUGCAGGAGUGUUAUGGGCUGUUGCUGACCUUUAUUCCCAGGAGUGUCCUGUGUUGCUAACAGGGUUAAAGACUUUGAACUGGGAAAUUUAAAAAGUAUAUAUAUAGAGAGAGAUAUAUGGUUUUAUAAUAUCACAAAACAUAUAUAUAUAUAUAUAUAUAUAUAUAUAUAUAUAUAUAUAUAUAUAUAUAUAUAACAAACUUAUGGUGACUCUUAGAACCCAACCUAUUUCACACGUACAAUGGAAUGAAGAAAACGUUGGUUUUGAUACCCAUGCAGUGUUCCUCACCCUUUUGUCUUUUUUGAAGGAAAGAUUUGAUGACAAUGAUGUAAAAUCUUGACUGAGUAAUAAAACUCUGCUUCAGAUUCACA
This is a messenger RNA of Astyanax mexicanus (Mexican tetra), 1942 nucleotides long. RefSeq names its product actin-binding LIM protein 1-like. Gene Ontology annotation, molecular function: actin filament binding. Gene Ontology annotation, cellular component: stress fiber; actin cytoskeleton. The record is from RefSeq and is a predicted model, not a curated record. The transcript has 3 exons. Lineage: Eukaryota; Metazoa; Chordata; Actinopteri; Characiformes; Acestrorhamphidae. Gene Ontology annotation, biological process: cytoskeleton organization; cilium assembly; lamellipodium assembly. The coding region runs from base 110 to 346 and encodes 78 amino acids.